AGAGUCAAAAAAAUCAAGAUCAAAGGCCAUUUGUGAACUUAACCCCUCCUUUUCACUUUCUUUUUCCACAAAAAAAAACUCAUUUUUCUUACCCCUCUGUGUCUUUCCCCUUCUCAGUUCUCCCUUCAAUAGAAACAACAUUCAACAUUCGAGGCAACCUCACACAAUUUUCCAACACAAAUGUUAAGAGUUAGGAUUUUCAAGUCUUUCACAUUCCUCCUAUCACCCCAUCGUCAUAUCCAAACCUCAACAACCACCAAUACAAUCCAAUUUGCACCUCAACUCCAAUCUCCAAACCCCAUUAAACCAGUAAAUGAAUCCCACCUCUUAAGAGUCUGUACAAUUCUCUACCAACAACAACACUCAUCUGACCAAAAACUCCACAACAACCUUAAAAAAACAUCCUUUGACCUCACCCAUGAAUUUUUCCUUCAAGUAUGCAAUAAAUUCCACUAUUCUUGGAGACCUAUUUACAAAUUCUAUCAAUUUACCAAAACCCAACCUCAGUUCACUCACACUCCUACAACCUUCAACAAAAUGCUAGAUGUAAUUGGAAAAUCAAGAAACAUUGAUCUUUUCUGGGAAGUCCUUCAAGAAACUGGAAAAUAUCAAUUGGUCACACCUAAAACUUAUAUAGUUGGGGUAAAGACUUUAGCUUUAGCUAGGGAGUUGAAGAAAUGUGUUGAAGUUUUUCAUUUAAUGAAUGGGUUUGGAUAUGUGUAUAGUGUGGAUGUAUUGAAUAAGGUAGUUGAGGUUCUUUGUAGGUCUAAACUUGUUGAGGAGGCUGAACAUGUUGUAGUGAAGUUGAAAGAUUGGAUAAAGCCAAAUGGGGUUACUUAUAAAUGGCUGAUAUAUGGUUUUUGUGAUGUUGGUGAUAUGAUUGAAGGUUCAAAGAUUUGGAAUUUAAUGGUUGAUGAAGGUUUUGAACCUGAUAUUGCAUCUGUUGAGAUUAUGAUGGAGACCCUUUUCAAGAAUAAUAAGUAUGUUGAAGCGUUGAAGAUUUUUCAAUCGGUUAGAGUAAAUAGGAUGAGUGAAUUAGGGGUUGAGACUUACAGGUUGGUGAUUAAUUGGUUGUGCAAGAAAGGGAAACUUGGAGGGAGUUAUGUAGUGUUUGAAGAAAUGCAAAAUAGAGGGAUUAAACCCGAUAAUUUUAUAUUGGGAUCGAUAAUGUAUGGGCUUAUGAGUAGGGGACGGGUUAUGGAGGCGUAUAGGGUUGUCGAAGGAAUAGAGAAGCCUGAGAUAAGUGUUUAUCAUGGGAUGAUCAAGGGGUUGUUGAAGUUGAAAAGGGCAAGUGAAGCGACUCGAGUGUUUAGGGAGAUGAUAAAUAGGGGAUGCGAGCCGAUAAUGCAUACGUAUGUUAUGUUGUUACAAGGGCAUUUGGGGAAGAGAGGGAGGAAAGGAUCGGAUCCUCUUGUGAAUUUCGACACCAUUUUUGUAGGAGGUUUGGUUAAGGCAGGGAAGACGUUGGAGGCGAAUAAAUAUGCGGAGAGAUUACUGUACAGAAAUGUUGAGGUGCCUAGGUUUGAUUAUAACAAGUUUUUGCAUUAUUAUUCCAAUGAGGAAGGUGUGGUUAUGUUUGACGUGAUGAGCAAAAAACUUAGAGAGGUUGGGCACUUUGAUUUAGCUGAUAUAUUUGCUAGGUAUGGGGAGAAAAUGGCAACUAGGGAUAGGAGGAGAAUUAGAAAAACAGAGUCAUGACUGCUAUGACACCAUGUUGUAGUUCCAUUCCCAUGAUUGCAACCUAUACUUGCUGGUUUAGCUGAAGCUCCGUUCCUCUAUCAAUCCACUUGAUCAAACAAACAACAGUUGAGCGAUGCUUGAGUAUGAUUGAAAUUCUAUAGCUGGGAGCUUGGAAUUGGCCCAAGUAAACACCAGCUAAUGUCUUAUAGCGCGCUUCCUUUCUUUUGGUAGUUGCACUUGGGACCUUAUCCGCAGAAUGUGCAUAAUUCCAAAGGGAAAAGGAGAGGAGAGAUUGGCACAAAAAGUUCUUCAUACCGGCAACCCAAGAACUUAGAAGUUUAAGUGAAUGAUCAAAGAUGAUAAUUUCUGAUUGUCAAGCAACUCCCCCAAGGACAUAGAAAGAUAGCAAUGAAGAUGCACACUGAAAUGUUAGUCACAAAUCCAGGAUUACCAGUAGAUUCUGAUUCUUAGAGCUAUAAAACAAUGUGUAUCUCGGGAAACUAUUUAUAAUUGAUUCUUACAUUUUGGGACAAAA
Messenger RNA from Lycium ferocissimum, 2215 nucleotides. RefSeq names its product putative pentatricopeptide repeat-containing protein At1g26500. The record is from RefSeq and is a predicted model, not a curated record. The coding region runs from base 181 to 1698 and encodes 505 amino acids. Gene Ontology annotation, molecular function: protein binding. The transcript has 2 exons. NCBI's taxonomy places the organism in Eukaryota, Viridiplantae, Streptophyta, Magnoliopsida, Solanales, Solanaceae.